Cucumis sativus (cucumber) is the source of this 976-nucleotide messenger RNA. RefSeq names its product NDR1/HIN1-like protein 13. Lineage: Eukaryota; Viridiplantae; Streptophyta; Magnoliopsida; Cucurbitales; Cucurbitaceae. Gene Ontology annotation, cellular component: plasma membrane. The record is from RefSeq and is a predicted model, not a curated record.
CCUCCAACUCUUCAACACCUUCUUCUUCUUCCUCACUCUUCUUCAUCUCACAAAUCUCUCUCUCUCUCUCUCUCUCCGCCUCCCAUGGCUGACCGCGUCCAUCCCACCGCCGAUUCCCCCCGUCCCAGCACCUCCUCCACCCUCUCCGACACCACCAAGCCCUCCUCUCCACCUCCCGGCACCUACGUCAUCCCUCCCAAGGACCAAAUCUACCGCCUUCCUCCUCCCGAAAACGCCCACCGCUUCAAACUCUACACUCGCCAAAGCCACCGCCGCCGCAACCGCUGCCGCUCCUGCCUCUUCUGCCUCCUCGCCAUCCUCGCCAUCCUCAUCAUCCUUCUAGGCAUCACCCUCGCCGUUUUCUACUUUGUCGUUCGCCCUAAAUCACCCAACUACUCCAUCGACGCCAUUUCCAUUUCCGGACUGAAUAACCUAACAUCCUCCGCGAUCUCGCCUGUGUUCAAUCUGAGUGUUCGAGCGGAUAAUCCGAAUAAGAAGAUCGGAAUCUAUUACUUAACAGGUAGCUCAGUCCGAAUCUAUUCCUCUAACGAGAAACUGUCGGAGGGUGUUUUGCCUGAUUUCUUCCAGCCUUCGAAGAAUGUGAGUGUGCUUAGAGCUGUUGUGAGAGGAGCCGGAGUUAAUUUGUCGAGUGGGGCGAAGAAUGAGAUAAUUGAAUGGGUGAAACAGAGGGCGGUGUUGUUGAAGGUUGAGAUUGGAGUUCCGAUUAAGGUGAAAAUUGGAUCGGUGAAGAGUUGGAAGAUAAAAGUGAAGGUGAAUUGUGAUGUGACGGUGGAUGAGUUGACGGCAGCGGCGAAGAUUGUGAAGAAGAAUUGCGAUUAUAGUGUGAAGAUUUGGUAGGCUUAUGAAUUGCUUGCCAUUAUUAUGAAUUAUACUUGUAAACUUUUGUAAUGAAAAAAGAGAGCAUUAUUUUUUACAUGUGAUUUUGCGAGCACCAAAUAAAAAAUGUUACCCUAAA